Peromyscus maniculatus bairdii (prairie deer mouse) is the source of this 4349-nucleotide messenger RNA. RefSeq names its product rhomboid domain containing 1 (gene Rhbdd1). Gene Ontology annotation, molecular function: serine-type endopeptidase activity. Gene Ontology annotation, biological process: cellular response to unfolded protein; negative regulation of apoptotic process. Gene Ontology annotation, cellular component: membrane; endoplasmic reticulum. Lineage: Eukaryota; Metazoa; Chordata; Mammalia; Rodentia; Cricetidae. The record is from RefSeq and is a predicted model, not a curated record.
GGAUUCAUGCCCUGAGAAAGUGUUGGAACUUUCCUCCAAUUAGUAGAAAAAUUUAUUAUGCCAAAGACCAUUUACUCGUAUGAAAUUAAUGCAGCCAAUGCCUUUAGCUGAAACUGGUUCCGCUCUAGCAGCAGAAAGGAAAAUUGCAUCACAUGACCUAAGACACAAACACCUUCUACCUCGAGCCCUUACAGCAGUAAACAGGCAAAGCUGUGCAGCCUCGGAUCUGCGCUUAUGGGACUGAAAAUGUGCACGGUGGCCUUGUUUCGCUGGCCUACUUUCCGAUCUGAGCAGCUCUCUCGAGGCCCAUGUGGAGCAGGCAGUGUCUGUCUCCCCCGUCCACUUCGCAGGCUCCACCUUGAGGGAGCUGGCCACAGGCGGGGCUAAUGCGCUCUGCGCGUGGUAAGUGGUCACUAGUUAUUUAUGGCGGUGAAAGGACACUGAGAUCGUCGUUUCUGGGAUUUGAGCGCCAUGAGCCCUACGUGAAACGCCAGGGGAACACGAGAAAGGCCGUAAGCGGCACUGAGCAUGCGCAGCAGGCCGCUCGUCUCCCCCCCCCCCCCUCCCCAGGCCUCCGGAAGUGGAGCUCCGGAAUUGGCGUCCGUGCGGGAAGUGGAGUCUCGGGAUUCGGAGUCCGGGCGUGGUGACGCGCGAACGCGGGAAUACGCGAGGACGCAGGCGGGUCUUAGAGAGAGUGAGUUUCCGCGUCUCUUUGGCUAAGUGUGUGGCGUCGCUUUUGUGCGGCGUAUGCCGCCGCUUUCCGGGACCGCAGAUGGAGGGGCCGGGGCUGAGAUCCGGGCUGGCGCGGGCCGGGCGGAAGCUCUGCUUUGAGGCUAGGGUCCGCCGGGCGGAAGCGCUGCUGUGAGACCCGGUGGGAGGUCGGAGCCGGCGAGGUCUGCUCUGGGUCUUCUUUGCCCCUCAGGCUUGGGGGCCCGGGGGAGGCGGCACGGACCAAUCUCACCGGGAUCGCUUGCCCGGGCGCAUGGACGUCCGGGCUUCCUUGAUGGGCUUUUGAUAGAUUCCUCUGCUGUCAGGAAGGUUGAGGCGAAAUUGCAUCAGCCACAGAGCUUGCAGUGGCAGGUGUUUUGGGGGGACCGCCGGUCCGUGUCAGUACGCAGGCCCAUGCUAACCCAAGAAAGGCUGUUCCAUGUUGUAGGGGACAGAAAUACAUCUGUCCGAGGGACUCAUCUCUUUUCUGCUCACACAAAAAGCUCGUAUCGUAUGCUUUUCUGUUGUUCCAAGCUAGUCAUUAAUUAUUUUGUUUAAACUGUUAAUGUAGAAUUAUUGCAGUUAAGAUUCAGUUGUCAGGCUAUUUUAAAGUCCCUUUCAGUGGGUUCGAGGCACCCAGAUUUUUGUUUUGUUUUCUUUUGAUGUGUGUGUGGGGUGUCUAGUUAUCAUCCCUCUACUUUUUACUCCAAUGUUCUAGCCUCCUUUACCUUCUUCCUGCUUCUGUUGCUGAUUCUGCUUCCACUCUUCUAGUGUUCUGACUCAUUUCAGGAGAGCAGGUGGUCCUCAGAAUAGUCAAGCUUUGGUCCCAGAGUUGUCCGAUUAUCAGCAUCUUCUGGGAAAUAGUUGGCAAUACAGAUUUUGGUGUCAUAACUCUUCGAGCAAGCCUUCCGGUCCAUUUCAGUGCUUCUGGGUGCUAAAUUUCAUGAAUAACUUAGCCAUAAAAAGUACUCAUUGUGGAGUCACAGAUGAUGUUUGAAUAGGGUGAGGUAUUUCCUGGGUAUGGAACCUUGAGCAAAUCACUUUACUGUGACUCCAUAGUGCUAAGCAUUCCAUGUGAAAACAAGGAGGUAGCACUAAUGCAUCAAUGUUAUGUUACUCAAAAGUCAGGCAUUACUAAGUUACCAGACCUGCCUGCAGAAAGCAGAUUGUGGAGGAGGGACAAAUUGUUGGGUUAGAUAGGAGUUUGAGUGCACGGAUAUUGUGACUGCUGCCUAAAGGAGACUUCUUUUAUCCCAGUCACGUUCUGAAUAGUGAAAAUGUAGACAUAGGACAACUUUUUAGCUGGAUGUGGUGCCUCACACCUGUAAUUCCAGUGCUCUGGAGGCUGAGGCCAGGAGAGAUCACAAGUUGGAGGUGCUGUUCUCUGUGUCCCUUCCUGGGUUCCUAAUCCCCAGUCACAGUUCCCCCACCUGUGCUCCUGAUACCCAGUCAUGCAUCGGAGAUCAAGAGGGAUCAACGUCGGGCUCCUUAUGCUCCUUUCCCAAGUGUUCCAUGUUGGGAUCAACAAUAUCCCACCUGUUACCCUGGCAACGUUGGCUCUCAAUGUCUGGCUCUUCCUGAAUCCUCUGAAGCCCCUGUACCAUUCCUGCCUCAGCGUGGAAAAGUGUUACCAGCAAAAAGACUGGCAGCGUUUGCUGCUUUCCCCCUUGCACCAUGUCGAUGACUGGCACCUGUAUUUCAACAUGGCGUCCAUGCUCUGGAAAGGGAUAAAGCUGGAAAGAAGACUGGGGAGCAGGUGGUUUGCCUACGUCAUCACCACCUUCUCCCUCCUCACCGGGGUGGUAUAUUUGCUCCUGCAGUUUGCUCUUGCUGAAUUCACGAAUCAGCCCGACUUCAGAAAGAGCUGUGCUGUCGGUUUCUCAGGAGUUCUGUUUGCCUUGAAAGUUCUUAGCAACCAUUACUGCCCUGGCGGCUUUGUCAACAUUUUGGGCUUUCCUGUCCCCAACAGAUUCGCUUGUUGGGCAGAGCUGCUGGCCAUUCACUUCUGCUCCCCAGGGACUUCCUUCGCUGGGCAUCUGGCCGGCAUCCUUGUUGGACUGAUGUACACUCAGGGGCCUCUGAAGAAAGUCAUGGAGACAUGUGCAGGCCUUUUUUCCUCCAAUGUUGGGUAUCCAGGACAGCAGUACUACUUUAAUAGUGCAGGCCCCUCUGGAUAUCAGAAUCACUACCCAGAUGGCAGACCGAGGGCCUAUGAAGAAACUCAUAGGAACUAUGAUGUCUAUACAGCAGGACUGAGCGAGGAAGAGCAGCUGGAAAGAGCAUUAAGAGCCAGCCUCUGGGACCGAGGAAAUACCAGAAACGGCCCCACACCCUAUGGGUUCCGACUCACGCCAGAAGAAGAGAUGAGGAGACAGCGCCUUCACAGAUUUGAUGGCCAGUGACGUGGCACCACGCCUGGGAAGACAUGGCCCAGCUGUGGGACUGUAGCCCAUUCAGCUUGCUCCCCAAGCCCCUAAUUGGCUUUAAACAAAGGCAGAGCUUACCAUUAUUGUUGCAGAUCACUCAUGUCUGCCAUGAACUGCCACUCCAUGGCCCCUCUAUGUCCAGAUUCCCAAGCUCAGCUGACACAUCUGGAAACCAGGCUUGUCCCAGGAAGUGCACAGCUUUCCCUGAGUGGCCCGUCUGGUCCUAUGCUCUCUCCUAAACCAAAGGUCACCUCUUCAGCUGGGACCAGUUUUCACACUCCCUUCCUUUCCACCUGACUCAGUGGCACAUCUACAUUGGGGUUGAAGACUGUGACCUUCUUAGGAAAUACGUUUUCACCAGGUGAGAGGAUCAGCUCUCACUCUGCCUGGUACACUGGGUGCUCGGCUUGGCAGGAGGUGCACUGCCACUCUUGGUCCUCCUGGCAUGUUUCCAUGGUGAUGUGGGAAGACAAUGUGGCUGCCUUCCCAGGAUAUUCCAUCCUCUUUCACGCAGGCCCCGCGGGGUGCUUUGUCUUGUAUGUAGAAUAUCUGACGUGAAGGGGAACAGGAAAGACACCUCCUAACUCGUCAGAUAUCCCGUGGCACCAGCAGUUUGGGUUCACAGCCACCCCUCCAGGAGCAGGAGACUUGUUAACUCCUUUGCAGAGCAGCAAGAAGCACGUGCCACAUUACAGAGCAAAGUGGAGAUAUCCAGUGGAUUUCUCACUUGGAAUCCCAUUUGCAGGAAGUAUUUUUUUUCUUCAUAAAGUGCCUUUUCAUUGGCCACUGUGGCUGCUGUCUGUUAUAAACAAGUGUCCAAAAAAUGCCCCCAGAGAACUGCAGUGUUUAAUACACAGAUUGUCCAAGUCACUUAAGGGAUUUCUGUUGCUUGUGUUCUGAGAAUAAAAGGACAAAGCCAGAAUAUCGAUCGCUACUGCCUCACUGUCGUGGAGCGUUUAGUUAGGAGGGAGUCAGGAGCAGCAAAUGAUGCUCCCAUUUUAACUCACCAUUCAUGUAGAGUUUUCUAUUAUAAAAAUUGUAGACAGGCUUUCUUAAUACACAAUGCAGACUGUUAAUACAGAUUGGCUUUGGAGGGGGAGUGUGUGGGACCUGACUUUCUUUGUUUACAGUUUUAUAUUCUAUUUUCAAAUGUGUGUAUAUGUGCUUUCAGAAAACUAAUUAUAUAAUAAAUCAAGAAACAUGUAACCAGUAAAA